Messenger RNA from Trifolium pratense (red clover), 720 nucleotides. RefSeq names its product protein DSS1 HOMOLOG ON CHROMOSOME V-like. The coding region runs from base 167 to 442 and encodes 91 amino acids. Gene Ontology annotation, biological process: proteasome assembly; double-strand break repair via homologous recombination; mRNA export from nucleus. Lineage: Eukaryota; Viridiplantae; Streptophyta; Magnoliopsida; Fabales; Fabaceae. The transcript is spliced from 3 exons. Gene Ontology annotation, cellular component: proteasome complex; proteasome regulatory particle, lid subcomplex. The record is from RefSeq and is a predicted model, not a curated record.
AAGCAAAACGACGACGUUUAAUUCUCCUCCAAGUUUUUCACACGGUCCUCAAAGGGUACAAAACCUUUCUUGCAAGCAGAAGAAUCUUCCAGUCUCAUCGAGAGCGAGAGACGUGAACACUCCGAGUAUCGUCUUUAAUUCCAUUCUACCCAUACCUGAUUUUUCUAUGGCGACCGAAGCAAAGGCUGUGACUGAGGAUGUCAAGAUCGAUCUAUUUGAAGAUGAUGACGAAUUUGAAGAGUUUGAAAUCAAUGAAAGUAUAACUCAUAAACUCAGUAAUCUUAUUCACUUCAUUGUUUUACAACUUACAGAGUGGGAUGACAAGGAGGAAGGGAAAGAAGUAACCCAACAGUGGGAGGAUGAUUGGGAUGAUGAUGAUGUUAGUGAUGAUUUCUCUGUUCAGCUGAGAAGGGAGUUGGAGAGCACUACUGAGAAGAAUUAAACCAGCUGCUGGCUAUUAUUGUUUGAUAUAACAUGUGUAAUGACUAAUGAGGUACAACUUAGGUAUUUGAGACCUUGAGCUCUGCGUAUUUUCUUAUCUUCAAAAGAAAUUAAACCAUGCCUUGUUAAGAAGGAAAUAUGAGAAAGAACAGAAUAUGAGGACAAAAUUCAUGUGUUCUUUCUUAAAAAUAUCUGCAUAGAAGUUAUGAAGUACUUGCUUUUAGCUGAGUUCUGUGAUUCUAUAUGAUUUCUUGGAAUUUAAAUUUAUGUUUUGGCUCA